AUGUCCGUGCAGGUGGCGGCCCCGGGAGGUGUGGGGCUCGGCCCGGAGCGCCCAAGCCCCGAGGAGCUGGUGCGGCAGACGCGACAAGUGGUGAAGGGGCUGGAGGCCCUGCGGGCAGAGCACCGGGGCCUGGCCGGGCACCUGGCGGAGGCCCUGGCGGCCCAGGGCCCGGCGGCUGGCCUGGAGCUGCUGGAGGAGAAGCAGCAGGUGGUGAGCCACUCGCUGGAGGCCAUCGAGCUGGGGCUGGGCGAGGCCCAGGUGCUGCUGGCACUGUCGGCACAUGUGGGCGCGCUGGAGGCGGAGAAGCAGCGGCUGCGGGCGCAGGCCCGGCGGCUGGCCCAGGAGAACGCGUGGCUGCGGGAGGAGCUGGAGGAGACGCAGCGGCGGCUGCGGGCCAGCGAGGAGGCCGUGGCCCAGCUGGAGGAGGAGAAGAGCCACCUGGAGUUCCUGGGGCAGCUGCGGCAGUACGACCCGCCCGCAGAGAGCCAGCAGCCUGAGUCCCCCCCUCGCCGGGACAGCCUGGCCUCCCUGUUCCCUAGUGAGGAGGAGGAGCGGAGAGGUCCUGAGGCAGCGGGGGCCGCGGCAGCCCAGCAGGGUGGCUACGAGAUCCCAGCCCGCCUCCGGACCCUGCACAACCUGGUGAUCCAGUACGCGGGCCAGGGCCGCUACGAGGUGGCCGUGCCGCUGUGCCGCCAGGCCCUGGAGGACCUGGAGCGGAGCUCGGGCCACUGCCACCCCGACGUGGCCACCAUGCUCAACAUCCUGGCGCUGGUGUACCGAGACCAGAACAAGUACAAAGAGGCCACAGACCUCCUCCACGACGCCCUGCAGAUCCGGGAGCAGACGCUGGGCCCCGAGCACCCUGCGGUGGCCGCCACCCUCAACAACCUGGCUGUCCUCUACGGGAAGCGCGGGCGUUACCGAGAGGCAGAGCCCCUGUGCCAGCGUGCCCUGGAGAUCCGGGAGAAGGUCCUGGGCGCCGACCACCCGGAUGUGGCCAAGCAGCUCAACAACCUGGCCCUGCUCUGCCAGAACCAGGGCAAGUUCGAGGAGGUGGAGCGGCACUACGCCCGGGCCCUGAGCAUUUACGAGGCCCUGGGCGGGCCCCAUGACCCCAACGUGGCCAAGACCAAGAACAACUUGGCCUCAGCCUACCUGAAGCAGAACAAGUACCAGCAGGCGGAAGAGCUGUACAAAGAGAUCCUCCGCAGGGAGGCCCUGCCCGCCCCGCUCGGAGCCCCCAACACAGGCACCACUAGUGACGCACAGCAGCAGACCCUUCGUCGGAGCAGCUCCUUCUCUAAGCUCCGGGAGUCCAUCCGGCGCGGAAGCGAGAAGCUGGUCUCCCGGCUCCGAGGCGAGGGGGCGGCAGGGGCGACCGGGAUGAAGAGGGCCAUGUCACUCAGCAUGCUGAACACGGAUGGCUCGAGGGCGCCCGAGAACCAGUUCCCCAGGCAGCACCUGAGCGAGGCCUCGCGGACCCUCAGCACCAGCACCCAGGACCUGGGCCCCCGCUAG
Budorcas taxicolor (takin) is the source of this 1518-nucleotide messenger RNA. RefSeq names its product kinesin light chain 3 (gene KLC3). Gene Ontology annotation, molecular function: kinesin binding. Lineage: Eukaryota; Metazoa; Chordata; Mammalia; Artiodactyla; Bovidae. The transcript has 12 exons. Bases 1 to 1518 code for a protein of 505 amino acids. Gene Ontology annotation, cellular component: cytoplasm; kinesin complex; membrane-bounded organelle. The record is from RefSeq and is a predicted model, not a curated record. Gene Ontology annotation, biological process: axo-dendritic transport.